CAACACUUCUUUCAUUACGAAAAAUGGGGAGAAUCAGUUUAGACAAAGAUACAUCUACCUGUAAUUUCAGAUAUCAUAAAGAGUAGCACUAGACGAAUUGAAUCUGAAUUAAAAUUGAUGAAUGUCUGUGCCUCAGUCUGAAAGGCAGCUCCAUAUUGUCACCCACUCCAUGCAGUAAUAAUGGUCUCAAGCAACGCACGGCGUGCAUGUGGAAGGUCACAAGAUGGAAUACGUUUUAUUAUAAAUGUUUAUUAAUUGUUUUAUGUACUAUGUGCAGUCUACAUAUGGUCAAAUUUACGUAUCAGCCCCAUACCAAUUGACAGUGCUGUUCAAUUCACGUGGACUGCAUGGAUGUUCAGUUCCCUCAAGGGUCAGGUGUUUUUAUUAUUAUUUUAUUGUAUUGUUAUUAUUAUUUCUGUAAUAUGUUGAAGGUUAAUUUGACCAGGCUACUUGCAGGUAUACCCUACUCCCUAUAUUUCCUUGUCAGAUUCAGCAAACAGCAGUGCAUUAAGGCGCGACUUGACAGCUAACGUGGUUAGCCCACUUCCUGCUUAGCUCUUGACCUUGGCUGUGAUGGAAAGAUUUAACCUUUUAGUGUAUAAUUUCAGUUUUGUAACACGUUUUAAAGUACUAUCGCAACUGUAGGGCUCAUGUAAGUCUGUAUUUGAGCUCUGUAUUUGGAAUCUCUACCUAAACGCAUUGAUUGGUACUGUGGUAACUACUAGGCACCACGUGGUGUAGAAAACUGAAAUAUAAUACCACUUGAAUUUUACUGACUUGAGAACUCCAGGGCUUUCAUGUACAGUGCAGUGCCGCCCGUCGGCCGGUUUAUGCUGCAUUAUGGCUGUUGGGUCUUGAUUUAUAUUUUCAAGUCAAGUCUGCUUUAUGGUCAGGUCAGGUAUUCUUCAGGUCCUAAGGAACAAUGGCACAUUUUAAAUUGCAUAUAAUAGUAUCAAGUAUAUAACAUUUCAUACAAUAAUACAUUAUAAUUGAUUUAUUUUAGUAUUAUUGAUGUGUACAUAAUUGCUCAAAAUGAUUUUCCAAGUGGUCUAUGAUGCUCUGUUGUCGCAAUUUCCUUGUACUGUAAUAAACAAUGGCUAGGUCUAGUAAACAAUAAGCAGGUUUUGCAAGUUCUUUUCUUGGAAUUUUAUUCCAGGAAAUGUUUUACCAUUGUUAUUUUACCAUUGUCUGUCCUUGAGACAAUAGGCACGGAAGCUAGGGCUCAUCGAAGCAUGAGGAAGCAGAUUCCUGCUGGCUCUAAUAGGCCUAUCAUUUACCGGUACAGCAAAUUUUGUCUAUGAUGCUUAUCACAAUGAGGUUGCAUAAUCCAGUCAGGAAGACUACUCUGAUCCAAUCUGGUCUUGUUUCUGUGAACACAAGAUAUGGGUUGUACUGAUGCCAUUACACUGUAACGAUGCACGAGUGAGUUUUGUCCAUAAUUUUGUCAUUCGGUAGAUGUGUGCUUCUGUUCAAUUUACUUUUUCAAAUGACCUAUGCCCAACAGACACUUCUAGAGAAAGCGUUGUAGUUUUUUUUACUUCCUGGUAAACUAAAUACAGAUAACUAAGUGAUCCUUUUGUGUCUACUUACCCCGUAUCCUGGUUUUUGCCGCUAUGAAGUUCUUCUGAGCCACUAGUCUCGACAAGUUGCCAUAAUUUAACCCAUGUCAAUCAAAGUGCCUCUGUAUACUGGUUGAAGCUUAUCAAUCAACUCUCUUCACAGAGUAUCACAAGAAGGAUGAGGGCUCAGACCACCGGUAUAUCAGUUUGACUUAAGGUUCUAGGCUGCCAUGCCCUUUUAGGACUGCCAUCACCAAGCAUGCCCGUUUAGUAGAGCGGAAUUGAUCCCACUGUAACUGACUUAUAAUCACGAAUUUUUGCUGCACUUGCCCAGGUCUCUAAUGGAGACCAACUGACUUCCAUCUCUCUGGUAGCUUUGGUCGCUUGUGGUCUGGAUGACAAUAUGACCACUCCAACAGCUGAAACGGUCCGGAUGGCAACAACAAUGAAUCAAGCAAAAACAUCAAUUUCUAAAAUGUUCAAUGGAGAGCCUCGUUCGUAUACUCGCUUCAGCUUGGCCCAAAACACUGAUGGAGAGUGUGGUGUUGAGAUGAAAUUGUCCACUGACGGCGAGGAUGAGGCUGGUCCCCCUGAUGACGUGGAGGCCCCCAGGCCCUACAUCCAAAACCCUCUCUUCACCCACAAGAACAUCAUCUUCUUGGUGCUAGGCACUCUGCUGAUCUUCUUUCUGGGUUACAUAGUUGCCUAUGUCAGCCAUAAUAAGACAGAUGCGACUGUGGUGUGCCCAACUUCAUCAGCGGUUACUGGGGAGAAGACAACGGGCACUGAGGACGUUUUGCCACCCCCAAGUCAGGACGUUGUACUACCAAGUUUGAAUUGGGAUGACAUCGUCCGCCUUCUAGAACAGAAACUAGACAAAGAUGCCUUAAAGAACAAAAUCAGUGACUUCACUCUCUCAAAAACCGAGUCCCAUGAGGCAGGAAGUGAUGGCGAUAACACGCUUGCUAACAAAGUGUUACUCGCCUUCAAUGAUUUCAACAUGCGCAGCUGGACCAACGAGCAUUCUGUCAACUUGCCUCGUCAGUCAAGUGAAAACCCAAACAAAGUCCUCUUUGGAACAGACGAAAUUGGAACACCCAAAGGUUUCUUGGCUUACAGUGAAGUUGGAAACGUUACGGGCAGAGUGGUGUAUGCCAACUAUGGAUCAGCGAAAGAUCUUGCUGACAUAAAGGACAAGGUGGACCUUAAGGGCAGUGUCUUGCUGCUAAGGGCUGGCCAGAUGAGCUAUGCACAGAAGGUUGCCAAUGCAGCUACAUAUGGUGCCAGUGCCGCAUUGAUCUAUCUUGAUCCUGCCGACCAAGACAUUGCUGGCUCAACAGAACUCUAUGGGCAUGUGCAUCUAGGUUCUGGUGAUCCCUACACCCCAGGUUUUCCAUCCUUCCAACACACCCAGUUUCCCCCAACCAAUUCCUCAGGCCUUCCCUCUAUCUUGGCACAGACUAUCACCGCUAAUAUGGCCAAGGAAAUCUUCAGGAAGAUGAGUGGUGAUUCUGCUCCUGAAAACUUCCAAGGGAAAAUGGUUGGAUUUGGAGCUUACAAACUGGGAAGCACAGAGGACUUGGUGACUGUCAGUGUUAACAACGUCCUGACUGAAACCACCAUCCACAAUGUGUUUGGGGUGAUCGAGGGGAACGAGGAGCCAGAUCGCUACGUUGUACUCGGUGCACAGAGGGACUCCUGGGGGCCUGGUCUUGCCAGGUCUACUGUCGGAACCACCUUGCUGGUGGAGAUAGCCAGAGCUGUCUCUGAGAUGGUCCGAAAAGACCACCUGAGCUUAAAGAGGAGUUUGGUGUUCACUAGCUGGAGCGGUGGUGACUAUGGAAACGUGGGAUCCACAGAGUGGCAGGAGGGAUACUUGACAUCGCUGAACAUGAGAGCUGUCACCUACAUUAGUCUAGAUGGAGUUGUCACAGGUCGCCAGAACUUCAAAGCGUCUGCUAGUCCAUUGUUGUACAAUCUCCUCAAAGAGACAUUGAAGAAGGUGAACAACCCUCUUGCCAAAAAGUCUCUCUUUGAUCAGUACACCAAGGGGGCGAACUGGGAGUCUUCUGUAUUGAAGGAUAUGAAACUGGACGAUGCUGCUUAUUCAUUUCUGGCUCUCUCUGGUAUCCCAUCCAUCUCCUUUGGCUUCCAUGGGACAAACGAAGACUACCCUUACUAUGGCACUGUACUGGAUGAGCAAGACCACCUUAAUGCUGAAACGGGAUCAAAGCUGGCUGACUAUAUGGCAAUGGCUGGUCAGGUGGCCGGUCAGAUGGCUGUCCGUUUGGCCCACGACCACCUUCUGCCCCUGGAUGUGGCACGCUACGGAGUCGAGAUCAGAAAGACGAUGAGCGAGGUCUACGCGAGUGUGGACCAGCUCAAGAAGUCUCCCGGGAUGGAUCCAGCUCUGCUCAAGUCUUUAUCUGUGGGCUGGCUUGGUUCAGCCCUUGGCUCUUAUGGACGUGCUUCCAGAGCCUUGGCAGAGUCCAUUGGCAACAGCAAUCUGGAGGACAAGGAGAUGUGCCGCAUUCUCAAUGACCGCAUCAUAAAGGUGGAGCACAAUCUGCUGUCCCCGUACGUGUCUGUGACUGACGCUCCUUUCCGUCACAUCCUGUUUGGCUCUGGUAAGCACUCAGUUCAAGCCCUGCUGGACCACCUGAGCGCACUCAAACUGAACACCCCCGAGGCUAGGGCCCAGGACUUCCCCAAACAGUUCGCCUUCAUCACCUGGACCAUUGAGAGUUGUGCUAACGACCUCGCCGGCCCCAUCUGGGACCUAAAUAAUGAGAUAUAAGGAGAUGUAAGCCCUGCACUUAUCAUUGUGACAUCAAGAAUAGGUUGUUGUUGACAUUCCUGUUGGUUCAGGAAGUCAGCUGUUACUUUUUUCUGCAGUACACCAAAAAUGGCACUUAAUACUACAUUUGGUGUGCAUUUUAUGUUGCCUGUUGCAUGCAUAAGGUCACAUAACCCAUUUGUCACCAAUUAAGUGUACGAUAAUUAAGAGGAAUAUCAAAUUGUUUCUAAAGAAUUCGAAAGAAAAAAAAUCUAAUACCCAUUCUGAUGUGGAAGGCAUGGGGAAAGUUUUUUUUCAAAUGCUACACCGUUUUGAAGAGAUUAUUUUGGUCGAGAGGGAAUUUUCCUUUUACAAUCUUUUAUUGCCGUUUGUUUUUCCUUUGCACUGUAAUCUUUGAUCUUUUGUAUUGAAAUUUUGUCUGCAUAACGCUUCUCCUGAAGCUGUCUUUAGCCUGCUGUAUUUGAUGGGAUUCGUGUGUGCUUAUGUUGGAAUUUGGAAGGUUACAUCUUGCUAUACUGUACAUGGGGGUUUUGACACUGGUUGAUGACAGGGGAUCCACAACCCACCUCACUGCAUUGUUCAUACUCAUCUCUGUAAACCAAACGACAGCCCGACCGAUGGGGACCUUUUAGCCUUUGCCAUGUUGAAAUGCGUAAAUCCUAAACCUCACCCAUAUAAUGUAAUAUUUAUUAUCUAUCUAUUUAUUUAUCAGUGACAGUGCUCACUAUAAAUAGUACUUUUUUUACUUUUUUAUUUUAGGACAUUUAUCGGAAGCAGUGUCUUCCAUAAUUGUGACGGUUAUACCGUUGAUUUAUUUAAGAAAAAGCAGCAUCUGCUAUGGAAAUACGUGUUACCAACAGCUGUUACUAGAAAUUGGUAUUGGGUGUGGGGUAAUGGAUGGUCUACCCAACUCAUUGAGUUUAAAUGCACUUUUAUUUGUUCUUUUUGAGCUAGGCAGAUGCUUCAUAUUGACUUAUGGAAGCUAUGUCUUUGAAACGCUUCUUUGUUUAAGAGGGGUAAAGAUGAACUUGUCUGAGGCUAAAUAAAAAAAGAUAUCUCCUUGAGCAACCUGGUGCCACCAAAUGCUGUAAUUGGGGUAUUUUUGCCCCCACUUUGCGGGUGGUGGCAAAACAUUGUAAAACUUUUUCUCGGAAAUAUUGAAGGUACAUUACACUUUUUGGGAAAUGGCCCUACAUUCAACUGAUUUGUGAUGGCUGUUGUGAUUUGUGUUUUGAAUCCGGUUAAUCUGGCAUUUCAAUCUGCAAUACAAGCAACAAAUAGCACUUCAACUGUUACCUUAAUAAAUGCCUAAAUCAGAUUACAUUCGUGGCAUCUGGAAUGCUCCAAUCAGAGAAAUCAUUUAUGGUGAGCUGGUGCCAAUAUUGUUACAGGCGGAGACUGAGAUCACAAUGCCAAACCUGUACAUGGAAAUCAAUAUGGGACUGGAAUACAAGGCACAACAGUGAAGAAUCUAGGGCCAUUUCCCCCCCCAAAAAGUGCUCCUUUUUAACCAUUUCUGUGACCAAGCAAUUUUUUGGAACAUUGAUAUUUCUGAUCCCAAAACAUUAUCGGGAGCAGUGUCUUCCAUAAUGUGAAGUGUUGAUGGUAGUUUUUGCCUACCAGCGUGUAUAUAUCGGGGGCAGUGUCCCUCAUAUUUCACUUGUAGGGUGGAUCAAAUAAUUGGGAAAUUUUUCCCAGAAUAUUUUAUACAUGUAUUUAUUUCUCGUUUUCCUGAGCUUUUUGUGAUGUGCAUAUUUCUUCACAUCGUUGUGAUGCUUUUAGAUCGGUGUACUGUGUAGGAGUAUAUUGCAGCAUAUUUGCCUGUUAUGUAGAUGUGUACGUAACAGUGGAACCAUCCUUGUCCGAAAAACAAUAUGGCUGUAAACUUUUCUUUAUACCUUGCUUUGCUGUGCUCUGUUAGAACUUAUUGUAGUAACAACUUUGAAUGUCCAAGCAUUCUCUGUCCAUCUUCAGUGAUAUAACUAUGUUAAUGUUCUGUUUCAGAAAUGAUCUGCUCAGUUAAAAUUAAAUGUGAUUUUCUUUUCAAAUGCUUUCUGUACUAUUUCUCAACAUUUAUUGACAUAUACAAUGGAAUCGUUUCUUUCUGUACCUUGCCUGUUACUUGGCGUGGAAACCAACUUUGUAUCUGAAUUUGUUUCUUCUACUUGGCUCUAAAUUGUACAUCUUGCUCUGUUUCACGAUUCACAAUAAACCUUGACAAAGCUA
Molecule: messenger RNA, 6582 nt
Organism: Engraulis encrasicolus (European anchovy)
Lineage: Eukaryota; Metazoa; Chordata; Actinopteri; Clupeiformes; Engraulidae
Gene: tfr1b
Product: transferrin receptor 1b
Exons: 19
Coding region: 1963-4356 (797 amino acids)
Biological process (GO): intracellular iron ion homeostasis; iron ion transport
Cellular component (GO): external side of plasma membrane
Source: RefSeq, a predicted model, not a curated record